This is a messenger RNA of Racocetra persica, 121 nucleotides long. The record is from the annotation of a GenBank genome assembly. NCBI's taxonomy places the organism in Eukaryota, Fungi, Glomeromycota, Glomeromycetes, Diversisporales, Gigasporaceae.
AUCAAACGAAUGAUGACAAUCUUGAUCAACCGAUGAACCCGACUCAUAUGAAUCUGCCAUGGGAACGACUCCAAACUAUGAUGAAUACUUUGGCAAGGCAACAAGAAUCUCAAUCGAAUAG